Bipolaris zeicola 26-R-13 is the source of this 333-nucleotide messenger RNA. RefSeq lists its product as uncharacterized. Bases 1 to 333 code for a protein of 110 amino acids. NCBI's taxonomy places the organism in Eukaryota, Fungi, Ascomycota, Dothideomycetes, Pleosporales, Pleosporaceae. The transcript is spliced from 2 exons. The record is from RefSeq and is a predicted model, not a curated record.
AUGAAGUACCACACUGCUCAGAUCUUGGCUCUUACCAGCAUCGUCUCCGCUCUUCCUCACCCUCAACGCUAUGGCGGCGGCUCAGGUGUUCAGCCAUCUGCCCCAUUGACCACCGCUCCUGCUAGCAGCGGUCCUACCUACGACGACCUGCCAGGCUCUGGAGCUGGUGCCGGUGUUGGCGGCUCUGUCGGUGGUGGUGCUGGUGCUGGUGUCGGUGGCUCUGUUGGUGGUGGUGCUAAGGGAGGUGCUGGUGCUGGAGCCGGUGCUGGAGCCGGUGCCGGUGCUGGUGGCAGCACUGGUGGUUCCACCGGUGGUUCUUACACCAGCUACUAA